This is a messenger RNA of Papaver somniferum (opium poppy), 6222 nucleotides long. RefSeq names its product DDB1- and CUL4-associated factor homolog 1-like. Gene Ontology annotation, biological process: protein ubiquitination. The coding region runs from base 419 to 6145 and encodes 1908 amino acids. The record is from RefSeq and is a predicted model, not a curated record. Lineage: Eukaryota; Viridiplantae; Streptophyta; Magnoliopsida; Ranunculales; Papaveraceae. Gene Ontology annotation, cellular component: Cul4-RING E3 ubiquitin ligase complex; nucleus. The transcript has 14 exons. Gene Ontology annotation, molecular function: protein binding.
UGUUAAAAGGCAAAAAACCAUUUUGCCAACUCCGCUCGUCUGCUCUCUCUUAUGAGACCAGUGACACAGUGCGCGAGAGUAUUUCUCUCUCUACAGUCCGCAAAACCGAAAAACGAAACAAAAAUCAAAUAGAGAAGAAGGAGAAGAAUAAGCAAGCCCCUUCUCUCGUAUUCCUGAACCCUAUUCUCACUUUCUCUCUAAAAUCUCUCUGAAAUCUCUCUAUAAUUUAUAUGUAAAAUCAUCAUAAGAAGAAGAUAUCAAAACCCAACACUUCUUCUUCUAUAUACUGAUGCGUAAUAUCGUGGUUUAGUUUUUGGGUUUUGAUUUAUCAAAUUAGAGGAGAAACAGAAGAAUAAUAAUAAGUUAUAGGAUUCAAGAGGAAGAAAUUAUUCAUAAACCCUAAUUUUUUGAAUUUGAAAUGGAGGCGGCUACAGAUAAUCAGGUACAGGGCGGUGAAUCAGAAGAACCCCCAAGGAAUAAUGAAAAUGAAAUUGAAGAUUUGGUAUCUAAAGCACAGGAAUUAAUGACUAAAAUCACAUCGUCGAGGCUUAAUCCUAGUCCCAAGGUUUUAAACGCCAUUGCUUCAAUGCUCGAAACUCAAGAAUCCAGAUACAUGGAGGAGUUGGGUAAUUCAGCUCCAAACAAUGGAAGAGCUUCUCAUAAUAUUGGAAGACUGGGGAAUGUUGUCCGGGACAAUGAUGAGUUUUUCGAAUUGAUAUCAUCUGAGUUUCUAUCUGAUUCUGGAUACUCAUUAAGUAUUCAGUCAGCUGCUAUAAGGCUGCUUCUCAGCUGCUCUACAACUUGGGUGUUUCCUCAUGUAUUUGAAGACGUGGUAUUGGAAAACAUAAAAAAUUGGGUAAUAAAUGACAAUUCAAGAUCUAAUGCUGAUGAACCUGACAAAAAAAAAGUUAUCAGAAGAGAUAAGCCUACUGAUUCUGAAACGCUAGGGACAUAUGCCACUGGACUUCUAGCUGUAUGUUUAUCUGGAGGCGGUCAGAUAGUAGAGGAUGUGCUGACGUCUGGUCUGCCAGCCAAACUUAUGCGCUUUCUUCGUAUUAGGGUGCUUGGAGACACAAAUAUCAGUCAAAAGGAUGCUAAUUACCAAGCUGAACUGAAGAAUGCUUCUGGUUCUAUGAGAAGCAGAGACGACAGCAGGAUCAGAUCUCGACAGGUCCCGGAGUCCACUCACUUGGAUGGUACCAAGAUUGGAGACGAAGGUUUAUUAGUUGAGCAUAAUUUUGAAAGGGGAGAUGUUGGGGGAUCAUGCGAACCUCGUGAAGUAGUUGAUGAUAUGAGUGAAGGGGUUGAUAAAUAUGAUGUAAACGAGCACGUGGGUGAAGGCAGGUGGCACAUCAGAGAUUUACUCGAUGAUAAAACAAAACUUCGUGGAUUGCCAAAAGCAAGAGCUAGGGGUAGGACUAAUGAGGAAGCAGUGGAGUCUGAUAAAAUUCUAACUUCUCCAGGUUCUGGAAUACGUGUAGGAGCACACGGGAAGAACACGAGGGACAGGAGUUCUCAUCGAAAUGCAGAUGCAAAAAGAGGUUCGGAUGCCAAGAUAAGUUCAAGCAGGAUCGAAACUGAUGGCUUCAUAGAGAGAUUGGAUAGUGAUGAUCACUUCAAAGAAUUCAAAAUUGGCACAACUGACAUAUCCGACCUUGUAAAGAAAGCAACUAGGGCAGCUGAGGCUGAAGCUAGCGAAGCCAAUGCAUCUCUUGAAGCCAUCAAACAUGCGGGUGAUGGUGCAGCCGAACACGUCAAAGCUGCUGCAUUAGAGGUGUUCCACAGUACCAAUGAUGAAGGAGCUGCAGUUGCUGCUGCUGCUGAAGCAGUGCGCACUAUUAUUAAUGCCGCCAAUGCACCUGAGGUCUCAAGGAGCUCAAGUAAUGUGAAGGAAGACCCGACGAUUUCAGGGUCUGUAGAGAUAGAAAAAGAGGAGGAAUAUGAAGGAUAUUUUACUUUAGAUUGUGAUUCUCUUGCACAGUUAAAAGAAAAAUACUGUAUUCAGUGUCUGGAUAGCCUAGGAGAAUACGUAGAGGUUCUUGGACCUGUUUUGCAUGAGAAGGGUGUAGACGUCUGCCUAGCGCUGCUACAGAGGAGUUCUAAGAGUAAAGAGGUUUCAAAGUUUAUGAUGCUGCUGCCUGAUGUGCUGAAGUUAGUAUGUGCAUUAGUUGCGCAUCGUAAAUUUGCUCAAACUUUUGUUGAUCGUGGUGGUAUUCAGAAACUCCUUGCAGUGCCAAGAGUCGGUCAUACGUUCUUUGGUCUUUCUUCGUGCUUAUUUACUAUUGGAUCUCAGGGCAUUAUGGAACGCGUUUGUGCUCUGCCAUCCGAUGUUGUGUACCAUGUAGUCGAGUUAGCUCUUCAGCUUCUUGAGUGCAACCAGGAUUUGGCGAGAAAAAAUGCUGCUUUGUUUUUUGCAGCAGCUUUUAUUUUCAGGGCAAUCGUGGAAUCAUUUGAUUCACAAGAGGGUUUGAAGAAGCUACUGAACCUUUUACAAGCUGCGGCAUCAGUGAGAUCAGGAAGCAAUUCUGGGACGCUGGGCUUGUCUAACGGGGGAUCUCUGAGGAAUGACCGAUCACCUGGAGAGGUUCUAACAGCUCUGGAGAAGCAGGUCGCUUAUCAUUCCUGUGUCGCACUGCGGCAGUAUUUCAGAGGCCACCUGCUUCUUCUUGUUGAAUCUCUUCGUCCAAGUAAAAGUAGUCGAAAUGCUGGCCGAAAUAUGCCAAGUGCAAGGGCCGCAUACAAGCCACUCGAUAUUAGUAAUGAGGCUGUAGAUGCAGUAUUUAUACAAAUACAGAGGGACAGGAAGCUUGGUACCGCUUUUGUCAGAUCACAUUGGCCUGCAGUAGAGAAGUUCUUAGAAUUCAAUGGGCAUAUUACCAUGUUGGAGCUGUGUCAUGCACCCCCUGUUGAGCGGUAUUUGCAUGAUUUGGCUCAAUAUGCACUAGGAGUCCUACACAUAGUCACAUUGGUGCCUUCUGGUCGUAGGUCGGUCGUGAACGCUACAUUGAACAAUAACCGGGUUGGUAUGGCAGUUUUACUGGAUGCAGCAAAUGCUGCUGGUUGCGUUGAUCCAGAGGUUAUUCAGCCUGCAUUGAAUGUUCUAGUUAAUCUUGUUUGCCCACCACCUUCAAUCAGCCUUAAACCAUCUGUGUCUUCACAAGCUCAACAGUCGCUUUCUCUUCAGAUUCCUACUGGUCCUGCAGCUGAGACUAAAGAAGGGCAUGCUGGAAAAUUUUUCUCUGAUCGUUCUAUUUCCGAGAGGAAUGAGGCAUCUACUGUUGCAGAACGAGGUGGUCCCUUAACUGCUGAACGAGGUGCUUCAGUCUCAAACAGUAAUUUACAAACGGCCGUUCCUACUAUGAAUUCAGGGGUAGUUGGAGAUCGUAGAAUAUCUUUAGGUCCUGGGGCAGGUUCUCUUGGUCUUGCCACACAGUUGGAACAAGGAUACUGGCAAGCUAGAGAGGCUGUCCGUGCCAACAAUGGGAUAAAAGUUCUUUUGUACCUUCUCCAUCCACGGGUACUUACACCUCCUGCUUCUCUUGAUUGUCUCCGCGCUCUUGCAUGCCGGGUCUUGCUCGGUCUAGCUAGAGAUGAUUCAAUAGCGCACAUAUUGACAAAGCUUGAGGUGGGGAAAAAAUUAUCAGAAUUAAUUAGAGAUCCAGGUGGUCAGCCACAAGGAAGUGAGCAGGGCAGGUGGCAAGCUGAACUUGCGCAAGUUUCAAUCGAGUUGAUAUCGAUCGUAACAAAUUCGGGGCGUUCAAAUACUUUAGCAGCAACUGAUGCUGCUGCCCCAACUUUGAGGCGCAUAGAGAGAGCAGCAAUAGCUGCUGCAACUCCUAUUAGUUAUCAUUCCAGGGAGUUGUUACUACUAAUCCAUGAGCAUCUCCAGGCAUCUGGCUUGAACACAACAGCUACCUCUCUUUUAAGGGAGGCUCAGUUGACACCAUUGCCUUCUUUGGCAGGACCACUCCCUCCCCUUCAUCAAACUUCUUUACAUGAGGCCCCAACUAUGCAAUUACACUGGCCUUCACGUGGGUUUCUGUCAAAAUUGUCAAAGCCAACUGUACGCCUUGAAGAACCAUCUAUAUCUGGUUCACUUUUGGCUUCUACUAAGAAGAAAGCAUUGCUGUUAAGUAACCGCAGCUUUCAGUCAAGAAACCCAUCAUCGGCAAUCAAAAUAUCCAGUGCAUUAAAAAGUCCAAUUCCAUCAAUAGCACCACAAACACCUACAGUGUCUAUGCCCAUCCCCAAUUCAGAUUCAGAACCUCAAUUUAAGACUCCAACGGUCCUGCCAAUGAAACGCAAGCCGACGGACUUCAAGGAUUGUGGGUUUGCUUCAUCAGCUAAGCGUCUUGCUAUGGGUGAACAUGGGUUUCGAUCUCCUGUACACCAAACACCUAAUGCGGUCCGUAAAAACAAUUUGCCUAUAGAUAUUGGGUUUCCGGUCACACCAAGCUCAAGCCAGAUAGAUCACAAUGGUAAAACUCCAGGUGGUACUUUUGCGGAUAAUACUGAUGAUACUCAUCAUCUUAACACCCCUUCAGGUCAGAUGACACCUAGUAAUUCUUUCCAGAUGGGUCUUCAACCUGAUCCACAACCAGGGAACUCAGAAAGGGUGACAUUAGACUCUCUGGUUGUGCAGUAUCUGAAGCAUCAGCAUCGGCAGUGCCCAGCUCCUAUAACCACUUUACCACCUCUCUCUUUGUUACAUCCACAUAUGUGCCCGGAACCGCGACGAAACGUGGAGCUGCCUGCAAAUGUAACAUCUCGACUGUCCACGCGUGAGUUUAGAAAUCAUUACGGUGGGAUUCAUGGUACCCGAAGAGACAGGCAGUUUAUAUAUAGCAGAUUUAGACCUUGGCGCACUUGCAGGGAUGAUUCUGCUCUUCUGACAUGCAUAGCUUUCGUUGGUGACUCCUCUCGGAUUGUUACAGGGAAUCAUUCUGGUGAGCUAAAAAUUUUUGAUUCUGAAAGUGGGAAUAUCUUGGAGAGUAGUACGGGUCAUCAAUCACCAUUAACACGCAUACAAUCAGCUCUAUCUGGUGAUACUCAGUUGAUUCUCUCUUCGGGCUCAUAUGAAGUACGACUUUGGGAUGGAUCUUCAAUUUUAGGUGGUCCCAUGCAUUCUUUUGAUGGAUGCAAGGCGGCGCGGUUCAACAACUCGAAGACAAUGUUUGCUGCCUUAUCAACAGAGACAUCACCGCGUGAAGUUCUACUGUAUGAUAUACAGACCUGCAAUUUGCUUACGAAGUUCUCCGAUGCUGCCAGUUCUUCUGGACCUGGCAGAGUACAUGUACAAUCCCUGAUACAUUUCCAUCCAGAUGAUGAAAGGCUGCUAUGGAAUGGAGUGUUGUGGGACAAGCGAACUCCCAGUGUUGUUCGCCAAUUUGAUCAGUUUACAGACUACGGAGGAGGUGGCUUUCAUCCUGCUGGCAAUGAGGUAAUCAUCAAUUCAGAGGUUUGGGAUCUUCGAAAUUUCAAGCUUCUGCGAAGCGUGCCCUCGUUGGACCAAACUGUGAUAACAUUCAAUACUUCUGGAGAUGUGAUAUAUGCUAUCUUGAGGAGGAACGUCGAAGACAUAACAUCAGCAGUAAACUCUCGCCGAGUAAGGCAUCCACUAUUUUCAGCAUUCAGAACGGUGGAUGCUGUGAAUUAUUCCGACAUUGCCACAGUGCCUGUGGAUCGCUGCGUCCUUGAUUUUGCCACAGAACCGACAAAUUCUUUUGUUGGGUUGGUAUCUAUGGAUGACCAUGAGGAGAUGUUUGCAUCUGCAAGACUGUAUGAAAUAGGACGUCGUAGACCUGCAGACGAUGAUUCUGACCCUGACGAUGCAGAGAGUGAGGAAGAUGACGGAGAUGAUGACUCAGAGGACGAUGAAGACGGAUUGAUGGGAGCUGAUCUAGUUGGUGACAUGGAUAGUGACCUUGGGGAUAUGAGUCAUGAUGAUGAUGAUGAUGAUGAUGAUGAAGAUGAGGAUGAUGAUGAUCUUGGUGACGAUGAGGACGAUGGCCUUGAUGGUGAUUUUGGAAUGGAUGUUGACGAUGAUGAUGAUGGAGAUUUUGGUGAUGAUGGAGUGUUGGAGAUUGUGACAGACGGCGAAGAUGAUGAUAGUGAUAGUAGCGGGGAUGAGGGAGAUUUUCCUUAAAUUUUAGUGGCUAUGUAAUUAUGUAUAAAUUUUUGAUUCAUUAAAAUGAGAGUAAUUUCAACUUAUUGUUGGUUUAA